CUGAGACUCAGUUUAAACACAGGCAGUAUCUCACUGUUCUGGCAUCCGAAAUACAGCAUUAGACUCCCAGUGGACGUUUCUACAAGGAUCACAUCUGCUGCAGAAGUGAUGUUUUCACAGAUGAAUAACCCAUCCCAGACAAGAGUUAUCACUGUCGUCCUAAGAUUCCCCUAACUGGGAAUAUAACAUUUCUAAGGGGCUCUGACUUGGUGAGAUCUGUGGAGUCAGCAAACAGACGGGAGAGGAUUUGAUAUUCAAAGAAGCAGAACUACAGUGUUUUCUUUAAAACCUUGGACGAUCAGUGUGGUUCUUGCUAAUUUGGAGGAACAGGAGUUAUCAAUGUACCCAUGGUCAAAAAGUACAGUCUAAUGGUAUAAAGCGAUGAGGCCAGAUGAUAUCAACCCUCGUACAGGACUGGUGGUGGCCUUGGUGAGCAUCUUUCUUGUGUUUGGCUUUAUGUUUACAGUUUCUGGGUUCAAAGGAGAGAUGUUGGGACCCAUCCCACUUAUUGCUAUAGGACCAGCUAUUUUUCUACCAGGAGUUGCUGCUAUUACCCUUACAAGGAGAACUGAAGGCUGUACAAAGUGGCCAUACAGAAGGUUUGCCUGCUGCAAGAAACCCAAGGAUAAAGAAAAUGUUGAACUUCUGAAGACCCCGUCAGACAUGGAGUCUGGAAAGGGUAGUUCUAAUGAGCUAGACAAAAAGGGAGAGUCAAAGAAAAAAGGAGAGGACAAAGAAUCUAGCAAAGUCAUCACUAUAGGGGAUGCCAGGACACUCAGCAAUAAAGCGGAAGAAAAUGAGGUGCUUAAGUACUUGGAACAGUGUUAUUCCACAAACACAUUACCAGGCGGGGGGGAAAACCAUAACACAUGUUCUGUUUUUGAUAAAACGUGUGCAUCAGACAGAAUUAUCUACAAUGCAACAGAGGAGAAGGUUACAAUUGAUCCCAGGGAUAGUGAUGGUGGAGUCUGCCCUCAGAAGCAGAAUAGUCCCCAUAACAGGUACUGCUGUUACGUAAAACCAACAGAAGUGAACUUGGACCAAGAGACAGUUGUCUGAAUCCUUAUGAAUGCACUGUAUAAAAAUAAUUGCACUGCAUGACAGAUUCCGUCUGUGAGAAUAGACAAAGUACUUGCUCACAACCUUUUUUUUCCAAAGUGUUGUUAAAGCGGACCAGCAUGUUUAUGCUUUUAAUUCUCUCUGUUUUCUUUCUACUGAUUCGGACCAAUCUUGUUUUUUUUUUUCUUUUCUAUCUUUCAAUACAGUGCCUUGACACAGAGUAGAACAUCAGAACUAGUGCAUUGAGUGUUACUGAUUAAACAGAAAUGCAAUGGGAGCACAGGCAAAUUGCAGACUACAGGAGAAACCUUUGUGUCUUCCAAAACAUUGUUGUGAUAGUAAUUUAUUUCAUAAAUCAUGUAUGACCCCAAAAUAUAAGAUUACACACUGAAGAACAGGUACCAUUUCAAUUACUCGAUGGUAAUUUAGUAUGUUUCUUUUCAGUAUCUCAAUCGUUUGCUCUGACAUUUAUACAAUGGGGAACAUUUGAAUCCUGAUUUAACCAUUUAAGUGCAGGAGUGUGCAAUGCACGGAUUUGCACUGGGUUACAUGCAUUCCAAUAUUUGUGGGUUACAUUUGAUUAUUCUUUGUUUGUUUUUUACCGGAUAAUUUUUUUUUUUUUUAAGGGUUGCACAAAGCAAGCACAAGAUUUGUGACCUAGAAAAAAAUAAAUGUGAAACUGUAGAAGCAAAUUCAAGGCUUUAGGUGCUCCUGUUAGCUUUCUGAGAUCAGACAAUGGG
Messenger RNA from Pelobates cultripes (western spadefoot toad), 1799 nucleotides. The record is from the annotation of a GenBank genome assembly. NCBI's taxonomy places the organism in Eukaryota, Metazoa, Chordata, Amphibia, Anura, Pelobatidae.